CAACACUUGAGCGAACGAUCGGGACUGGCAGCAACGAGUGCGUUUUAAUAUUAUUCCUUUGUUGUUAUAAGAUACAUUGGAAAUCAUUCAGGACAACGAUGCACUAAAACCAUUUAAUGAUACAAGGUAUUUUAUGGACUGUAUUUUUGACAUCUUUGAGUGAUGGAACAAAGAGGACGCAAAGAAUGGAGGGCGCGACAGUGUUGGUUCACCUUUGUGGUUGUGUUUGACGUUUUAUGGAGCGGAGCCUAUGCACAGAUCAGAUAUUCCAUAUCCGAGGAGGUUCAAGAUGGAACUGUCGUCGGGAAUAUAGCUAAGGAUCUGGGACUAGACAAGAGUGCACUCAAAGACAGAGGAUAUCGCAUUGUAGCAGGCUCAACUGAACCCCUGUUUCAAGUGAAUCAACAUGACGGUAUCCUCUAUGUGAAAGGAAGAAUAGACAGGGAGGAGGUGUGCGAACGCAGCAGUCCAUGUAUGAUCAGUUUGAAAACCGUGCUAGAAAACCCACUGGAGAUCCAUUAUGUGUCAGUGGAAAUAGCUGAUAUAAAUGAUCACUCGCCUGAUUUUCCAGAGAAAGAGAAGAGGCUUGAGAUUUCCGAGUCGGCUCUAGCAGGAGCGAGAUUUCAACUACAGACUGCGCGCGACCCCGAUAUAGGCCAGUUCUCCAUUCAGCAAUAUAAACUCAGCCACAGUGAAUAUUUUAGGGUUGAAGUCAAGGAUAGAGGAGAAGACCGUAAAGUACCAUUCUUAGUUCUGCAGAAGCAGCUGGACAGAGAAACAGCUGGGAAACACAAGUUACGUCUAACAGCUAUUGAUGGAGGAAAACCUGCGAAGUCUGGUGAUACAGAAGUAAUUGUGGAUGUGCUUGAUGUUAAUGAUAACUCACCUGUGUUCACUAAAGAGUUGUAUUCAGUCACUAUAAGAGAAAACGUGCCAGUGGGCACUGUGGUAAUUCAGGUAAAUGCAACUGAUUUGGAUCAGGGUGCAAACUGCGAGAUAAUAUAUUCAUUUGGUAAAGAAGUUGAUUCAAAAUUAAUGGAUCUCUUUGGUAUUGAUGCAAACACUGGUGAAAUUCAAGUAAAAGGUCCGAUAGAUUUUGAGAAAAGUAAAAGUUAUGAAAUUGACAUUCAGGCGUCUGAUAAAGGACCAGUUCCUCUAACAUCUGACAGAAGUGUUUUGAUAACUGUUACUGAUGUUAAUGAUAAUGCACCUGAGAUAGAAGUGACCUCAUUUUCCAGCUCGAUCCCUGAAGACUCCAGACCUGGAACCACAGUUGCUCUGAUCAGUGUAAAUGAUUUGGACUCUGGACUUAAUGGAAAAGUUAUUUGCUCCAUAGAAGAGGAUGUUCCUUUUGCUUUAUCUCCAUCCGUAAAAGACAAAAUGUUUUCAUUAGUAACCAAAUCUCCUCUGGACAGAGAGAAACAGUCACAUUAUGACUUGACAAUAACUGCAAAAGACGCUGGUCAACCUCCAUUAUCAAGUGAAAAGACAAUAAGCGUUGUGGUGUCAGAUGUGAAUGACAACACUCCAGAGUUUUUACUGAGCCCCUAUACUUUCUAUGUCACUGAGAAUAAUGAGCCAGGAGCCUCUGUGUUUUUGGUUAAAGCUUCUGAUCGAGAUGAGAAUGAGAAUGCGCACAUUUCCUAUCAUAUUGUCAGGGAUGUAAGGGAAGGUAAUAAAAUGGCUUCAUUUCUAAACAUUAACUCUGAGAAUGGAGACAUUGUGGCGCUAACGAGUUUUGACUUUGAAACAGUGAAAACGUUCCAGUUCCACGUUGUGGCCACAGAUUCGGGAACUCCGUCACUGAGCAGCAACGUCACAGUCAACGUGUUCAUCCUGGAUCAGAACGACAACCCUCCAGUCAUCCUGUAUCCACUCAGCUCCAACGGGUCUGCUGAAGGUGUGGAGGAGAUCCCCCGCAAUGUGAACGCAGGACACUUGGUGACUAAAGUCAGAGCCUAUGACCCUGAUAUAGGAUAUAACGGCUGGUUGCUCUUCUCACUGCAGGAACAUACUGACCACAGUCUCUUUGGUUUGGACCGCUACACAGGACAGAUCAGGACACUUCGCUCAUUCACUGAGACAGACGAGGCUGAGCACAAACUGGUCAUACUGGUAAAAGACAAUGGCAACGUGUCCCUCUCAGCAACAGCUACUGUGGUUGUCAAGCUUGUGGAGCCCAAAGAGGCUUUUGCAGCUUCUGAUGUUAAAAGUGCAGCAAAAAAAGAUGAUGAGGACACUAAUGUGACUUUUUACCUGAUGAUAACUUUGGGCUCAGUGUCUGUACUUUUCCUCAUCAGUAUCAUCGUGCUGAUCGCGAUGCAGUGCUCCAAAUCCACAGACUAUACUUCUAAAUAUCUACAAGAGGCUAAUUAUGACGGGACACUGUGUCACAGCAUCCAGUACAGAUCUGGAGACAAACGGUACAUGUUAGUUGGACCCAGGAUGAGUACAGGAUCUACUAUAGUCCCGGGCAGCCACGCGAACACACUAGUGCUCCCUGACAGGAGGAGGAUGUCUGAGGAGGAACAUACUGACCACAGUCUCUUUGGUUUGGACCGCUACACAGGACAGAUCAGGACACUUCGCUCAUUCACUGAGACAGACGAGGCUGAGCACAAACUGGUCAUACUGGUAAAAGACAAUGGCAACGUGUCCCUCUCAGCAACAGCUACUGUGGUUGUCAAGCUUGUGGAGCCCAAAGAGGCUUUUGCAGCUUCUGAUGUUAAAAGUGCAGCAAAAAAAGAUGAUGAGGACACUAAUGUGACUUUUUACCUGAUGAUAACUUUGGGCUCAGUGUCUGUACUUUUCCUCAUCAGUAUCAUCGUGCUGAUCGCGAUGCAGUGCUCCAAAUCCACAGACUAUACUUCUAAAUAUCUACAAGAGGCUAAUUAUGACGGGACACUGUGUCACAGCAUCCAGUACAGAUCUGGAGACAAACGGUACAUGUUAGUUGGACCCAGGAUGAGUACAGGAUCUACUAUAGUCCCGGGCAGCCACGCGAACACACUAGUGCUCCCUGACAGGAGGAGGAUAUCUGAAGAGGUAGGACAAAUUUAA
Monopterus albus (swamp eel) is the source of this 3060-nucleotide messenger RNA. Its product is annotated as protocadherin beta-8-like. Bases 163 to 3060 code for a protein of 965 amino acids. The transcript has 3 exons. Gene Ontology annotation, molecular function: calcium ion binding. Lineage: Eukaryota; Metazoa; Chordata; Actinopteri; Synbranchiformes; Synbranchidae. The record is from RefSeq and is a predicted model, not a curated record. Gene Ontology annotation, cellular component: plasma membrane. Gene Ontology annotation, biological process: homophilic cell-cell adhesion.